Theobroma cacao (cacao) is the source of this 1255-nucleotide messenger RNA. RefSeq names its product universal stress protein PHOS34-like. Lineage: Eukaryota; Viridiplantae; Streptophyta; Magnoliopsida; Malvales; Malvaceae. The record is from RefSeq and is a predicted model, not a curated record.
GUAAGAAAAAGGUUGGCGAAUGACUAUGGUGUUGAUGAUUAGUGAGUGGCGCAAUUAGCACCCCGUGUCACCGCAAUUUCUCUGAUUUUCCCCUGGCCCAAGACUUAACCAGUUCUUCCGUUUCCCAACAUCCUCUCUUCUCAUGAAUCCCACACAACUUCACCAAUCGGAACCGGACCUUCCGCUUCCACAUCUGGCUUCACUCCGUAUCCAACCGACAUCCCCACGUGUCCCGUCGAACGCCACCCCAACUGCCGGUUCCCAGCGUCGCAUCGCCAUCGCCGUCGACUUAAGCGACGAGAGUGCUUACGCCGUUCGGUGGGCCGUUCAGAACUACCUUCGUCCCGGAGACGCCGUCAUACUCCUCCACGUUCGUCCAACCUCCGUCCUUUACGGAGCCGACUGGGGCUCUAUCCAACUCCAAAUCACCCCUAACGCCACUACUAAUCACGAAAAUGCCACCGCCAUCACCUCCGGCCACCCCGAUGAAGAGUCGCAGCAGAAGCUCGAGAACGAUUUCGACAUUUUCACGACAACGAAAGCGAACACGCUGGCGCAGCCGUUAGUGGAUGCUCAGAUUCCGUUUAAAAUCCACAUAGUGAAAGACCAUGACAUGAAAGAAAGAUUGUGUUUGGAAGUGGAGAGGUUAGGGCUGAGUGCGGUCAUCAUGGGGAGCAGAGGAUUUGGUGCGGCUAGAAGGACUAGCAAAGGAAGGCUUGGAAGUGUCAGUGAUUAUUGCGUCCACCACUGCAUUUGUCCGGUGGUGGUGGUCCGAUUUCCGGAAGAGGAGGAGAGCGAAAUAGGCGGCGCCGAGAAGGUGAUGAAAAAGAAGAUGGUUGGAGAAGAUGUGGAGCUGCAGCCGGUACCGGAAGAGGAACUUGAGUAUCAUGAUGCGGAAGAGGAGCACAGAGAUGCAUAACGAGUGUCCGGGCAAUGACUAGAGCCUACUAAUUCAGCAAGGGAUGAAAGGCAAUCCAAAAAUAUGAAGACUUGUUGGUGGCAAAGAAGCUUGAGAAUAUUGUGUGGUGAUGGAUUCGAAUGCUUUGUAUAUAUGGAUAGUAAUAGGACUCUUGGUUUUUCUCUUACGUGUGUACCCUUCAGUUAAUUGCUUGUUUUCGAUAAUUGAAUGUUGAUGCAACAAUGCCUGUGGAUAUGGUGUGCAGUGUUGAAUUUCUUUGUUACUUUGUUAUAAGCCUUUUCACUGCAUGUUCCUAAUAUCAUAGGAAUACCAAAUUUUUAGUACUUUAAAACUGCA